Eutrema salsugineum is the source of this 1114-nucleotide messenger RNA. RefSeq names its product transcription repressor MYB6. Bases 35 to 793 code for a protein of 252 amino acids. Lineage: Eukaryota; Viridiplantae; Streptophyta; Magnoliopsida; Brassicales; Brassicaceae. The transcript is spliced from 3 exons. The record is from RefSeq and is a predicted model, not a curated record.
UCUUCUUCUUCUUCGUCUUUCCUCGUCCAACUAUAUGUUAUUAAUAAUUGACCAUGCAUGCCUAUCUCAACCCACCGGUCCAAGUCAAACCUCUAUUUAUCUCCUAUUCCCUAUAUAUAUAUAUAUAUAUCAUUUGCUUCUCGCAAACAACCUCACAAAUAAUCAAGUAACAAUCUCUUUUGAAGAAGUUAUGAAUAAAAUCCGCCUCCGCGCUCUUUCUCCGCCUUCUGGAUUGAAACGCCGUGCCAAGCAAUGUAGAGUAAGAGGGAGAAACAACGCAAAGCUGGAACUUGAACAAAGCAACUUCUCUAAAGACGAAGACGAUCUCAUCCUCAAGCUUCAUGCACUUCUUGGCAAUAGAUGGUCACUGAUAGCGGGAAGAUUGCCUGGACGAACCGACAACGAAAUAAGGAUCCGUUGGGAAACUUACUUAAAGAGGAAACUCGAGAAAAUGGGAAUCGACCCAACCAAUCAUCGUCUUUACCAUCACACCAACUACAUUUCCAGGCGAUACCUUAAUUCUUUGCAUAAGGAACAUGAACCCAAUACUACUAGUGACCAAUCUUCUUCGGUAUCCGAAUCAUGUGAUGGUAUGACGACAAUAUUACCCGUUUCAAGUACCAAUUCCUCUGAGUAUAGUACUAGUGCCGGACAUAGCCGUUUGCCUGACCUCAACAUCGGUCCCAUCCCAAUGAAGACCACGACUUCUUUGCCAGUUUGUUGCCUUCAAGACUCUAGCGAACCCUCUAACUAUGGCUCUACAAGUCAAGAAACGCUUCUUCUUUUCAGGUGAGAAAAUGGUGCAUUAAUUGUGAGAUUGCAGAAGACUCUUUGUCAACUACUUGCUCAACCCCAAAUUGCUCGGACGCUUCGGCGAAAUCGGAUGUGUGGUGGUGCUGCAUCAGAAAACAAAAAUGGUGUAUUUGUUUGUACACAUCUGGCUAUAUAAUCCCUUUAUAUUACAAAGGCAUCAUAUGAAAAAAAAUAUUCACUAGAGAGAUAAUAAAUUGAUGUUCGAAAAUGUCCGGUUUUGUUUUUCGGUUGGAUCAUUAAUAACCGACAAUAACCGUUGAAUCAGAUCAACAAUGUAAGAGAAAUUAAUAUGCGCUGCACA